This is a messenger RNA of Daphnia carinata, 2725 nucleotides long. RefSeq lists its product as uncharacterized. The record is from RefSeq and is a predicted model, not a curated record. The transcript is spliced from 7 exons. Lineage: Eukaryota; Metazoa; Arthropoda; Branchiopoda; Diplostraca; Daphniidae. The coding region runs from base 114 to 2516 and encodes 800 amino acids.
UUUCUUAUGACUCGAAAACAGUUUUGGUAGGCACACAGUAACACUGUUGUUGUUGCAUUUUUGUCGAUGCAAAAAGAACACAUAUCUCAGUAUUAGAUGAUUUAAACAUCGAAAUGGAUACCGUAGAAUUUUGGAUAUGGGAACAUGCUACCAAAUAUGGGAUGACCAAAGUGUUAAAAAAAAUCAAAUCUAAUUUUCCCAAAAUCAACAUACCAAAUAGUUGGUUGAGUGCUCUUUGCUUACAAGAAAUCAAGAAUGAAUGGAGUAGAGAAGGCAACAAUAUCACUCCAAAAGUGUUAAAUGCUUUACGAAAAAGUUUGACAAGUACUUUUAAGCUCUACAUUAAGGAUCUAAAGCAUGUCAUGAGAACUGCUGAUUUUAUCCGACUUGAGCUCUGCUGCAAGGCAGUUUUCCAUGUGAUGCGCUCAGCAAAUUGUACAUCUGCAGUGAAGUUACAAACAAAAGAAGCAUUUUUUCCAUGCUGGAAUGGGGUUCUUUGGACAAAAACAAAAAAUUCUUUUGGCCUAAAGGAUGACAUUUUCAUGGAGGAAAUCAAAUGUUUUUAUUCAGAGUUACGAUUAAAACUGGGUCACGCUCAUCGAGAGAAAGAAAUAUUGGACACAUUCGGAGAUAUGAUGAAAAAGUAUUUCCCUUCACUAAUUUCUUUCAUGCGAAAAAUCAAACUUAGUAGACUGGAAAAAAUUCAAAAGAAUAUAACGAAGCUAGACAAACAGUUUGAGUUUUUGCGGAGCCGGUUAAAUAAUGGGUUCCUUAACGAGUUAAUAAUAUUGGAUGUGUUAGAAGAUGUUCAAAGAAAGAAGGUCACCGACAAGGCGUUGAAAUUUUGGAAAGAGAACAAACAAGUGGAAGCUACAAUGGAAACUUCUAUAGAAGCUACGCUGUACGCCCUACCACCCGAUCCCAAAUUUGCAAGCAACGACAACCAAUUUUAUCCUCCGUGUUUUCUAACAAAUCCAUUUAUGCCAACGCAUAUUGUUCUUGAGAAUGGCGGCCAGCUUGAGGCAAUUCUAAUCAACAGAACGGUUCCAAGAAAACCGAAUGGGGAAGCUUUCGGGCCCCAUUGGUUUGCUGAUACAAUAUUUUCUGUUAUUAAAUCCGAGAAAGGCAACUUGUCGAUCGAUAAUGAAAGCAAAAAAGAAACAAGCAGCGUUUCCGAAAUAUCGAUUAUUGGUCAUAGUGUUGAGCGAAGAAUGGAGCGUUCUAUUAAACUCUCGUUGUAUGCAGAUGACGGAUCAGAGAAAGAAGAAGUUUUAGUCCCAAACUCGUCUGAUGGAGAACCCACACAGCGUGUAGGACGUCAUGAUGAAAUCGGAAGUCUAGCGAGUUAUAACCUACCGAACGGGCCAGAACGUGUUAACUCUGUUCAGUCAUGGGUCAACAAUAGCCGUCCCCACAGCUCUUCUUCAAUUGAAAAUGAAAACGAUGAAUUGGAGGACAACUUAAAAAUUUCUUACAGAGAGCUAACUAGAUGUCAAUCGGUAGUACCAACCACGCAUCUAUCUUUACAGGACGAAGGCCAGCAAGAAGCUGUUGUUAUCGAAAAAGCAAAAGAAUGGGCAGGUCUGGACGGUGAUCUAACUGAAUUCGAGUCUGAUGCUAUUACGCCUCACGCAGAAGAACAAAAAUCCUUUGUAGUCUGCAUCCACACAUCAGACACGGAUUUUGUAAGCUCUACGACUGCUUCAAGCUGCAACAGGAUUCAGACUAGAGCCCGCUAUAAACACUUGACGGGAUUAGCAAACUGGAAGAAAAAAGAAAGGAAUGAUUCACAGAGUUAUGAGGGCGACAGUGACGCCGAAUUGAAUGCAUCACCUUAUAGUUUUCCACGACGUCUUCGCAGUCAAUCUCGCAUAGUUAUUCCAGAUUCCGUGACAGAAAAAAGGAAUACUCGGUUAAAGAGAAAAUGCCGUAAGUUGUCGACUUCAACUUCCAGUUCUGAUUGUUUAGCAAGUGCCAAGAGGUUCCAAGUCGAAUCCCAGACAUCAGAUGGUGUACCGACUUCGUAUAGAACUGCAACUUCAACAGAUGCCAAAUCUGAAGAAUCGUGGAGUGGAGAAAGGAGAAGCCGGCUGGGUGAUCGAGGUGAUGUAACACCACCUUUGGGAGAAGCAUCUUCUAAUUAUCAUACUCCUACCCGUCAAGUCGAUUCAGUUGUGACGGGACCAGAAUCUGAAACUACCGGAAUGAGGACCGGUAUUAAACGAAAACUACUUGAUGAUGCAGAGCUGGCUGAAGAUAACCCAAAGAGCAAAAGAAUUCCGGUAGAUGACAUGUCAAGUGGGAAGAAUAUCUUACCAAUUGUUGUAGAAAAACUGAAAAAACAUAGCGAAAAGCUGCGCAUGAGUGGCACGUGUUUUACCGGACAUUGCGAAAAGCUCGAUAUGUGUAUUCAAAGUGUCUCUUCAUCCCAUCAAAAACUACUAAGGAAAAAUAGUACAGUUCACGAUGCGACUGAAGGAAGCGUGGGUCGAAAGACGUUUUCGUUAAUGGAUUAAGUUGCAACCAAGUCAUUUAAUUAUAAUCUUUUGUUCAAAUUUAAAGAAUUUCUUUAUGUUGGAUUUUCACGAUGUAAAUUCCCGGGCUAGUAUACUGUGGAAAAACAAUUUCACAAAAAAUUUACGCUUUUCGAUAAGCAUGUUUUUUUUUUGUUAUUAAUUUUUUCUUGUUUCGUUUGGGCUGCUUUCAUGACUAGCAUGACUUCAUC